Molecule: messenger RNA, 945 nt
Organism: Bathycoccus prasinos
Lineage: Eukaryota; Viridiplantae; Chlorophyta; Mamiellophyceae; Mamiellales; Bathycoccaceae
Exons: 1
Coding region: 1-945 (314 amino acids)
Molecular function (GO): protein binding
Source: RefSeq, a predicted model, not a curated record
AUGAUGAUGCAAAAUUCCGAAUUAUGUUGUUCGGACUACAUGACAGAAGAGGAGCACGAGCGAUUGGAAAACGCGAGAAAAGAGCUCGAGAAAGUCCUGCUCGAGGUCGAGAGGAAACCGACGAUGCUGUGGCGAUUGUUCAGGGAAACCGCUCUGUUGGACGGCGGCGAGUGCAGAGACAUCGUGGAGAAACAUAUUUUACCGAGAUUGAAUAGGACGGAUGUGAAAUUCUUGUACGAGGUGAAUACGGAGACGAGAAAGUUGAUUAAGAGAUCAUCUCGCGAGGGGGAGUUGAAAAAAGGGUUUCAUAUUGAAGAGAUGAUGUCGAUAUCGACUUUGGAAGUAGCGUGGAAGCAUUAUCCGUGGGAUGAUUACUUCAUGAACGAACCAUAUUUCUGCUGGAGAGUUGCUCUCACGAAUAAACUCGAGUUGCUCAAGUGGGCGCGAGAGGAGAAAAAGUGUGAGUGGAAUGUAGGGACGAUUAAUAUGGCCGCAGACCAAGGCAAUCUGGAAAUGGUAAAGUAUUGCGUUGCAAAUAAGUGUCCUGUCAAAGAGUUUGCGUGUGCAAAUGCUGCCAAAAACGGUCAUCUCGAGUGCCUCAAAUACUUACGCGAAGAAGUCAAAGCGCCUUGGGGUUCAGAAACUGCCGCUUGGGCGGCUGCAAAUGGCCAUCUCCACAUACUCGAAUAUCUUGUUGAGCGUAAGUAUGAUCAAUAUAGCGUAUUGGCGUGUCGGUUUGCGGCCCAGAGAGGUCACUUAGACUGUUUGAAGUACUUACACGAAACCGCCAAAUGGCCUUGGGACUCUCAGGCCGUUCGAGAAGCGCACGAGAACAACCACACCGACUGUGUACAAUACCUCCUCGACAACGACUGUCCAUUACCAUAUGGUUGGCGAUACGAAAACGGCGAGUUACACGACGUGACAGAAUCAGAAUCAGAAUAA